Messenger RNA from Diospyros lotus (date-plum), 2270 nucleotides. RefSeq lists its product as uncharacterized. Gene Ontology annotation, cellular component: nucleus; pre-snoRNP complex. The transcript is spliced from 6 exons. Lineage: Eukaryota; Viridiplantae; Streptophyta; Magnoliopsida; Ericales; Ebenaceae. The coding region runs from base 470 to 1780 and encodes 436 amino acids. The record is from RefSeq and is a predicted model, not a curated record. Gene Ontology annotation, biological process: maturation of LSU-rRNA from tricistronic rRNA transcript (SSU-rRNA, 5.8S rRNA, LSU-rRNA); snoRNA localization; box C/D snoRNP assembly.
CCCUUUUUGGUAAGGGCCCAAUCGCCCAGCCGCACACGGUCUACCCCCUCCCCCUCUGCAGAGCUUUGCGUUCGCCCCUGCCCUUCUCCCUCUCUCGCUUCCGCUUUCGCUGCCCUCUCUCGCUCCGUCACUCCCUCUGUCGCCCUCGUCCUCGCGCCCCGACCUCGCCGGCUGUGGCUCGCCCUCGCUCUUGCCUCUAGCUGCCUCUCUCUCCUCUCGCUGCUCCGUCGCCCUUCGCCCUCGCCGGGUUCGCCCUCUCGUUCUCGCGCCUCUUGCUGCUCGGUCGGCGGUAGCUCGCCCUCGCCGGCUCGCCUCGCCCUCGUGGCCGGUCACCGGUGGAUCGCUCUCCGUCGCUCACUGCCUCAGAUUCAGUCUUUGAAGCAGAUUUGCUUCUUAGAAGAAGCUCUAACUCCAGUCUCCAGAAUCCAGAUCUGCUUAGCUUCAACUUCCAGCGGUACGGCACCCCCAAAUGGAUGAAGCGGAAGAAACACCUUCGACGAACCCAAAUCCCAGACAAUCAGUUCCCGUCUGCGAAGAGUGCAAAUCAAACCCUUCAAAGUACAAAUGCCCAGGUUGUUCGGUACGCUCUUGCAGCCUUCAGUGCGUAAAAGGCCACAAGCGACGUACCGGCUGUAUGGGCAAGCGCCAACAGACUACUGAAUUCGUUCCUCUCUCCCAGUUCAACGAUAAUGUGCUACUCUCCGAUUACAAUAUGCUUGAGGAUGUUAAGAGGGUAGCUGAGUCUGCUCAGAGAUUGAGACUCAAGUUGUGUACCUAUUCCCAUUUUAGGCUUCCGUUCCCUCUGAAAAGCCUUCGUAGUGCCGCAGCAGCUCGGAGGACAAAGCUCUUGUUUCUUCCUGGUGGAAUGUCAAGGAGAGAGGCUAACCGAUCUUAUUACAACAACAGGAAGAAACUUAUCUGUUGGACAGUUGAGUGGCGAUUUCAUUCGACUGAUGUUGUAUUGAUUGACCAUGGAGUAGAUGAAAAUACAAGUCUCUGCUCUCUGAUUGAGAAACAUUUGAGGCCUGGUCCAUGGAAUCAUCCUCUAAGGCAAUUCUGUGAGGAGCCACUGGAUUCUCUCAAAUUUUUCAUCCGCAAAUAUCCCAAGGGCCCAAAAGCCCCUUUCAGGGAGUUGGACAUAGGGGCCCCAAUACGCCAACAGCUGGCCAAUUUAGUUAUUUUGGAGUAUCCUGUUAUCCAUGCUUUCCUUUCCUCAGACCAUCAUGAUUUUGAAGUUAUUAAGGAAGUUAAGCCUCGCAAAGCUAAGGUUGAGGAGCGUAUUAGCAAUAGUUGUGCAAGUCCAAAGGGCGUGACCUUCCAGGAGGAAGAAAUACAAGAUGAUGGUUCUUUGAAUACUCAGGUGUUGGAUCUUAUGAAGAAUGCUAAACCUGAUCAUGUAUUGCAGAUCUCUCAUCAGGACAAAGGAACAGAAAGGGAACUAGAUAGCAAAUUUGGCAUACCGUCAUUGGAAAAGACUGCUCAAGGUACCGAACUAGUGUCAAACAAUGAUGCAUAUAUUCAUAAAGGUCAAGAUAGCAUACAGUCUGGCUUCAGGACCAACGACCCUGAAGUGCUUGCGGACAUGGAUUUGGAUUUUGAUUUUGAGCAAGGGUUGAUUGAUGCCUACUCAGAUAUUAUUGCUCAAACAAAUCCUGACGAUUUUCUUGAUUUUGAAAGUGUGUUUCCUGAAGAUACGGAAUUGCAGGAAAUAAGAGAUCACCCAGAUUCAAGUGGUGUCUGCUCAGUAAAAGAGGAGUUGGAGGAAGGGGAGAUACCUUGACUUUUGAGUACCGUAUGCUAUACUGGUUUUGGACGGAAUAAUUUCUAAUUAUAGUCCUAAAAGGUGCAUCUAUGAACUUCUUUAUGAAGUUCAGUUUAGUUGGAUGGGCGGCAUCGCUAUGUGAAUGUUGCAAUGGCUAUGGAGCCGUGUUCUCGCAAGCUCCAGUUAUAUAUGUCAUCACAACACACUGCUUCCUGUUAACUAUGGAAAGGCUAGGCGCGUUGAUAGUAAUCUAUCCUUCUUGAGGGGUGCAUCAGUAGUUCCAUUUGCCAUUUUUGUCCACACGCCAAUCAUAAUAGCCGGCUGAGAAGAUAUUUGGAUCUCUCGGAGCACUUCUGUUUAUCUGCAUUUUGAUAUCUCAUAGCACUUCUGUUAUCUUCUUGUUGCUGGGAAUAGUGUUGUUUGUGAUAAUGUCCAAAAAUGAUAAAUUAUUGGCAAGUGUGAGUGAUGCUUGAUGCUUCUAAUGGGAAGAAGCAUUUUCUAUUGGGUA